GGAUAAACUGAAAUAAAUGGAGCAGUGAAGGACUUAACUCUGUGUCUCCUCUGAGAGCAGCAGUAUUGGCCUGUUGCUGCUGGAAGCCUCGGAGCGAUCGGUGAUCUGGUUCAUGACUACACAAAUUAAUUUCUGUGAGGAGGAAGCAGCACUGAAAUUUUCUGGGGCUUGGAGUUGAUUGAGAAGCGGGGCACUGAGGUGGGGCCUGUCUGUUGUGUCCAGAAUGAGCUGGGCUGGAAAUUUAACUUGGUGGAUGCAUGUGCUGUGGAGAGAUGGGGGCUCGUAGAGAAGCAGUGGCAGGCAGAGGAGGUGCUGGACUGCAGGGGAGCCGCAGGGGAAGCCGCGACACUGGGCUGAGUUUGGCUGCCUGUUCGUGAUGAGCUCCUCAGUCCUGUUUCACAUCAGAUCAUGACUCGAGCAGGAGUAACAGCACUUUUCCAACUGUAAUGUUUAGUGGAGCUGUGGGAAGGAAGGAGUUCUGUCAUCUCAGUUUGAAUUUAAUGUGCGACGACCCCAGGGUUCCUGUGUAGCUGCUGCCUGCAUGGAGUUCUGUGCGUGAAUUGCUCCAUAAGCCGCCACCAAGGACAUCUACCCCAAACCUGGAUCUGUGUCAGAAGCUCCGUGAUGCUGACUACAGACAAACAUAUUUCGGAAAACUGCCUCACAGUUCCGCUUUUCCAUGCUGCUGAACAUGUAUUGAUACCGAUAGGCCUCGGCGUGUGAGCCUGGUGCUAUGCGAUGCUCCCUGAAGCGCUCCCUCACCGCUGCGCUCGUGGCUGCCUCCGUCCUCUUCCUCCUCUUCUUCCUCCAUGGGGGCAGCCAGCAGGAACAGGAACUCCCAGAGGUGGAUCUCGGGGGCUUGGCCCCAGAGAUGGUCCUGCAGGUGCUGCAGCCGGAAGGAGCCCUGCGCAUCCUCAGGGACACAGAUGAUCUCUCUGCACUCCACAAUGUCUCCUACCGCCUCCUCGCUGGCUCCCUCUCAUCCCAGAAAAAAUUCUUGGCGGUGGGAUUGGCGUCGGUGCGGCGGCCGCGUGGCUACUACCUCCCUGCCACACUCCAGUCCCUCUUCACGCAGUCGACAGAGGAGGAGCUGCGGGAGAUGGUGGUGGUGGUGCACCUGGCUGACAAGGACCCCACCUGGAAUGUGCGCGUGGCUGUUGAUCUCACCCGCAAGUUCGCUCAGCACAUCCACCUGGGCCGUCUCCUGCUUAUCCAUGUGCCCCAAGAGUUUUACCCCACCCUCGAGGGCCUCAAGAGAAACUACAACGAUCCAGAGGAGCGAGUGAGGUUCCGAUCUAAGCAGAAUGUGGAUUACGCCUUCCUCCUCGCCUUUGCUGCCAACCUCUCCUCCUACUACUUGAUGAUCGAGGAUGACGUGUGGUCUGCCAAGUCCUUCUUGACGGCCAUCCGCAAGGCACUGGCUUCCCGGGAAGGCUCCAGCUGGGCCACCCUUGAGUUCUCCAAGCUGGGCUACAUUGGAAAGCUCUACCGCUCCAGCGACCUUCCACGCCUGGCUCGUUUCCUCCUCCUAUUCUACCAGGAGAUGCCGUGCGACUGGCUGCUGGUCCACUUCCGCCUCCUGCUCACCCAAAAGGACGUCAUCCGCUUCAAGCCCUCCCUCUUCCAGCACAUGGGUCUCUACUCCUCCUUCCAGGGCACCAUCAACCGGCUGGAGGACGACGAGUUCCAGGCUGAUGCUUUGGACCUUCCAGACAACCCACCAGCGGCCUUGUUCACCAGCAUGUCCAUCUUUGAGAACUACGAGCCCCUCAAGGCUUACAGCACAGCUGAAGGAUAUUUCUGGGGGAAAGACCCAGCAGCCGGCAGCACCUUCUCCAUCGUCUUCCAGCAGCCGUCUCGUGUCACCCGUGUGCGGGUGCGCACAGGCUCCAAGGAGCGCCAGAGGGAUUUCCUGCAUUCAGGAGUGCUGGAGCUGGGCUGGCGUCGUCGGGCUGAUGGCCGUGACUGCGCUACCUACACCAUGGUGGGCACCUUUGAGAAGGGGACGUUGGAGCGCCGGGGGCUGGAGAGGGGUGUGCCCAGCCCCGUGGAGUGCAUGAGGAUCCGGGUGACCCGGGACCAGAGUGAGUGGCUCAUCAUCCAGAGCAUUGACAUCUGGACCACAGACACCUGAGCGGGAACGAGGUGUCUGGAUUUGAUACUGAGAAGUCUUUUAUUUUUCUCACUCCCUGUUUUGAUAAAGAAUUAAAUUAUUGCCUCUUGCUGGCGCUGCCUUCUGGCUCCAGAGGGGUGGCAGGAGCUGCUGAGGGGCGGGAGCAGGGCCCACCAGGGAGGAGCAGAGGCUGCACAGCGGCAAACAUUUUCUCCUUGGGUGGAUGGUGCACAGAACAGAGCCAAUCAGCUAACGAACAAAUCAAAUUAUCUGAACUUGAUGAUCUUUAAGGUUCCUUCCAACCCAAACCAUUCUAUGAAAACAUUAUCGAGGCAGUGGCAUUUCUGCAGCCUCUCCACACCACCCUCUCCCCAUCUCAGUUUUUGAACCCACCAAUUCUUCGUUUAACCUGUGUUUUUUCCUCUCUCCAAUCCUAUUUUCAAGCUGUUCCUGGAAGGGGCUAGGGGAAGACCUGGGGCUGCUGCUCUCCAAGGCCGUCUCAGGGAUGCAGGGACGUGGUGGCUGGGAGCAGGACUCCCACCGCUGGUUCCUCGGUGCCGAUUUGAGGGACACGGCCACCAGAUGGACCCAUCGCACUGGCUCUGUCUUGUCCAGCUGCUCUCAUCCAGCCGCUGCCUGUCCAGAUCCUUCAAAUGGAUCCUCCCCCUCUUGGGAGGCUGCAGUUCCCAAGGACCCACACCCUGUGUCCAUGAGGGGUUCACCCGAGAGGGAAGGACAGGGAGGAUGAGGUCCAAUGAUUGAGGACUACGGACAAGAAUGGGUAAUGGGAAAUGUGGCCUCGGUUAACACGGAGCUCUGGGUGCUUUUUAGCCUAGCGCGGUGCUGGAGGUGCCCGGGGUACGGGCAGGCUGCGGGCAUGAAGCUCCAAAGAGCUGUGGUUUGGAUUUGUCUGGCAGGAUCAGCUUGGAGAGCUGGAUCCCGCUGGGCAGCUCUAUCGGAAGCUGCUGGCACUGGCACGCAAGGGAGUGACCAGCACCUCUCACAGUUUGGCUUUUAGCAAGAAUUGCCUGGCUCUCACCAAUGAAGGAGGAAUUCUGAUCUGCAGGCUCUUCCCACCAGGCAGCUCAGAGCAGUUUGUCACUGCCUUGUGCCAAGCAGUACUGCCCUGCCUUGCUCGUGCUUGAGGCCUGGCUCUCCUGGAGCAAGACAGUUACUCUCCGAGCACAGACGCGCCCGCACCAGGCUGGGACCCACCUGCAGUGCUGAAACUCCCCAGCGCCCUAAACCACAGCUCAGGGGUGAAGUCAAGCACCAGCUGCCUGCUGGGCACUGGAACGCAGCCUGGGGAGCAGCUGCUCAGUGCCGGGAACCCCAGGCUUUCUGUGGGGCCUUCUCCCUGAACCAAAGCCAGCCGCGUAGCUGAUCUUAGUCUGUGUUUAAUACAAAGAUGCUACUUGGUUAACUCCAGCACCUUCCUGAUGUUCUCAGUGGGAUUGAUACACACAAUGCAGAAUAGCUUCAGUUUCCUCCCCCACAGCCCAAGGCUGAGCUCUCAGAGGGUUCAGAGUAGCACAAGUGUCCCCUCUCCAAGGCUCCAAGAUCCAGACAAGUAGUUCCAGUGCUCCAGGAGAGCCUUAUCCCCAGCUGCCUUGGACACAAAUGCUCCUGACCA
Molecule: messenger RNA, 3746 nt
Organism: Cuculus canorus (common cuckoo)
Lineage: Eukaryota; Metazoa; Chordata; Aves; Cuculiformes; Cuculidae
Product: alpha-1,6-mannosyl-glycoprotein 4-beta-N-acetylglucosaminyltransferase-like
Exons: 4
Coding region: 734-2134 (466 amino acids)
Biological process (GO): protein N-linked glycosylation
Molecular function (GO): acetylglucosaminyltransferase activity
Source: RefSeq, a predicted model, not a curated record